CACUCACACACAGCACAGAUUUCCUCUUCAUUUCAGUGUGAGUCAAACCUCUUCAUAGAACAGGACGCAUUUCCCACUUGUCACUGUUUCAUCAUGAAGUUUUCUGGGCUGUGGUUGCUCUUGUUUGUGUUCGGGAGUACAAAACCCUCAGGUGGAGUUUCCAGAAAGUUUGAAGGAGAAACGCUGAGACUGUACUGGGUUUUGGAUUCUUUUGAGGAUGUGAAGAACGAAACGAUCACCGAGAUGUUGUGUAAAAAUGAAUGUGCAGAGGACGACGUUUUGGUGCAGACUUCAGGCAGAAAAGAGGAGAGAGGCAGAUACGCGAUCACACAUUUUAGGAAAGACUCUCCUUAUGUGGACAUAGCAGUUGUUUACAUCACCAACCUGACAAUGUCCGACUCGGGACGAUAUCGAUACCUGUUUGACACACCCGCCAAAAGACACAGCACUGAUUUUGUUCUUGAAGUCAUCAGAGCGACGGAGAAAAACAAACACGAUACGACUCCGAUUUACACAGCGUCUGCAGGAGAAGAUCUGACUCUGCCCUGUGACUUUUAUACGUCUGGACAAACGAAGAGCUUCUGUAAAAACGACUGCGUUGAGGACGUGUUGGUGCGGACACACUUACACAUGAAAGAAACCGACAGAUACGGGAUUGAAUACAAAGAAUUAUCAACCAGUUGGAGUUUCAUCUUUGUGACCAUCACAAAUCUGACCGACUCUGACUCUGGAACCUACAGCUGCGCUCUGGACCAGGCUUCAAGAAAAUUCAGAAUUGUGGUUGAGCAGGAAUCUACAGGAUUUCUGAUCUGGAUCCCGAUCCUGGCUCUGAUCCUGAUUGUAGUCAUCGCCAUGGUGAUCAUUCUGGCUGUGCAUUUUAAGAGAGGGGCUAAGGACGACCAGUCGCCGAGCCUCACAGCUGAGGGGAUGCCGAGACACACAGGAAGUCCAACCCUGGAGAACAAUUAUGAGAACUUCACAGAGUUUUCAUCUGAAAACGAGUCACAUUACCAAGGCCUGGACCUGGACAGAAUGGAGACGCCCUACAGCGACCUCUACUGGACAAACAUGUGAAAAAACACUGUGAUAAAUACCUCCACAACCAAGACGUAACAGCCUGAACUCUGCACUGAACACGAUGUACGGUUUGUAAAAGUCUUAUUCCUCUGUCUGUGGGGAAACACUUUUAAUCUUGCUUUUAAAACACAAAAGGAAACAUUGCUCAUCACAACAACUUUUACUUUUUUCGCCUGUUAUGGUAACUGUGAUUCAGGGCACAAACGAGGCAGUUCAUAUAAACGGUUCAGAUUUUUCACAUUUAAUCUGUUAGUGGAUAUUCAGGGCAUUCGUUAUUUCUGUUUUAGUUUAGACAUUAUGCACUGACAUUAUUUAAUUUGAAAAUGCCCCUUGACGUUCCAGCUGAGAGACACUAAAGCAGAACUAUGGGCAGCACAACAGACAUAAUUAGUUUAUUUCCUUUUUUGAGGAGGUUAGUUUUCAGCCAUUGGGAUAAUUUUAGCUCAAAUUAUUUUUAUAUGGUAAAAAUGGGAAAUGAAAGUCGUUUUUCUGUUGUUGUGACUGAGCUGGUUUGUUAUUUAAAGACGAGGUGAGAUAAAGGACACUUCAACUCAACGCACAACAUUUAAUCUCAACGCACAAACUCAGAAACAUGUGAUUUAAAGAGCCCGUAUUUUAAGUUAAAACUACCACUUCAUGACAUCACAAGGUGGAAAAUGUAUAGAUUUGAUCUAUACAACACAUUUUGAGAAAAAAAAAUAAUUAGUAAGUGUGAUCUAUGUAUACUUCAUCAUUUUUUAUGAUUGUAUAUAUUGAAAAUGUUUUAAAAUGUAUGAGUGGUGUAAUACUACAUGACAAUCAGUGAUGGAAUGUAACAAAGUAAAAGUAAAGUAUUGUACUUUUGAGAGUAGGUGUCUGUACUUUCUACUCUUUCUACUUUCUACUAGUAUUUUUUUUAUUAUUGUGUGAGACCUGCUGAAAAGGCUGAGGGUUUUAUUUUUAACAUGUUCAUAGUUUGAGCAA
This is a messenger RNA of Boleophthalmus pectinirostris (great blue-spotted mudskipper), 2040 nucleotides long. RefSeq lists its product as uncharacterized. The transcript has 6 exons. NCBI's taxonomy places the organism in Eukaryota, Metazoa, Chordata, Actinopteri, Gobiiformes, Gobiidae. The coding region runs from base 94 to 1074 and encodes 326 amino acids. The record is from RefSeq and is a predicted model, not a curated record.